AUGCUCGCGUUUAACCUCACCGUCCCUCUCUCAUUUGACUUUACGCAUCCUGAAGAUUACCUGAUAUUUAUUUUUCACAUUCUGUUUGCCACAGCUUCGGCUCUCCUGGCCGGUUCUGUGGUCAUCGGUAUCGUGAGCACCAGGGCCCUGCGCUCUCAGAACCGCUUUAUCUUCAUGUUAAACACCAGCAUCAGUGACACUUUAACCGGCUGCUCUGUCUUCUAUCUCGGCUUGUUUGAUGUCCAGGAAGGCUAUCCGUCCAGAAACGGCACAUUUUAUAUUUUGCCAUCUUUUUUAGGCGUGAAUGUGUUAACUUUUCUAUUUGCACAAUUUGACAGAUACCUGGCCGUGGGUUAUCCAUUCUUCUACGAGCGUCACAUCACGCGCGGGGUCGUGAUCGGCGUCUGUGCGCUUUGCUGGAUUUAUACAUACUCAAUUCUGAUCGUUCAAAGCGUGGUGCCGGUAGCGUUUGCCGCUCAAAUGAACGCGUUUGGAGUCAUAGUACUGCAGGUGAUCGUGGCCGUCAAAGUUUUGAUGACCAUUAAACUGUACAUGAUCGCCAGACAGCAGCUAAGACGAGAGGCGCCAAGCAACGACAAGGAAAGCAAGAAAGAAUCGUUGCGCAUUAUAGUUUUUGUGGUCAUUUGUUUUCUCACUUUGUGGGCUCCGUCCUUUAUAAACAUCUCUGUGAGGUAUAUGACCAAGAACGGACUGAGGUUCAGAAAUGAAGCCACGAAUGUGUUCGCCACCAUGGCGCGAUUUAACGCGCUCAGCACACCGGCGCUGUACAUUUGGGGAAGUCCAUCGUUACGCGCGGCGGUCUGGAACACCGUGUGGAGCAAAAUAUUCAAAAGGAAAACUAGGGUGGAUUCUGAACACGUUGACUCCAGUAAGGAAGGUGGAAAAAUCCUUAGCAUCACAAGGUGUACCAGGGAAACGUAG
Molecule: messenger RNA, 942 nt
Organism: Paramisgurnus dabryanus
Lineage: Eukaryota; Metazoa; Chordata; Actinopteri; Cypriniformes; Cobitidae
Biological process (GO): G protein-coupled receptor signaling pathway
Cellular component (GO): membrane
Molecular function (GO): G protein-coupled receptor activity
Source: RefSeq, a predicted model, not a curated record